Messenger RNA from Mercenaria mercenaria, 5081 nucleotides. RefSeq lists its product as uncharacterized. The coding region runs from base 842 to 2653 and encodes 603 amino acids. Lineage: Eukaryota; Metazoa; Mollusca; Bivalvia; Venerida; Veneridae. The record is from RefSeq and is a predicted model, not a curated record. The transcript has 2 exons.
ACAAAUUAAUGACAGCGCAUUAUUCCGCAAUAACAAUUAUUACAGAAGCUAAUUUAAUGCGGUUAUACAGGCAACAAUGUUUAUGUAAUGUUAGAAGAAUAUCCUGUAUUAUAAACUGCUUUAAUGCGGAGUGUGUUGUGAUAGAGGUUUAUAUUAAUACAAAGAUAUAUAUAAGGGCAGUUUUAAAUGGAUCGUGCACACUUUAUAAAAUUUUGAAUUGAAUUAAGAAUAUUGCGAUAUUGGACACUUAAACGUUUUGGUAAAAUACAAUAAUAGCGAAGAGGAUCUUAUAUUCAUAUCUUACAGUUGGAUUUGAUUUUGAACAAAAUAUCCCGCAAGCAUUGCUUAAGUGGUAUGUUAAGAGAAGGAAGGAAGUGAAAUUGUGAACAGGAAAGGAAAAUUUGAACCAGUUCAGUAUUUAUUCUUAUUUAAACGAUAUAUAUUGAAAACAAGAAGGAAAAAGAUAUUGAGAUCAUAAUUGCUACCUUGACAAAUUACCUGGGCCGCCAAGCAGCAGGUUAUAAAGAGAACGUAUCAAUGUAUUGACUUAUGCAAAUAUUGGUAUACAUUCUACAGCAGAGAGAAAGUGAGCGAUCGUUAGAUGUAAUGUGACUAGUAAUUCAGAAGCAAUGUGAAUCAAGGUGUUAAGAAAAUAUAAGAUGUAGCCAUUCGUGAUUUGAUUUUUAUUGUUAUUGAGAAAGCUAUUGAAGGAAGCCUUUUUGAAAAACUCACGUGAGUUAUUGCUGCAAUUCGAUAAGAGAUGGUUGUAAAUAUGUUGGAUAUAAAUUGAAUGGAUAUGAGUGCUAGCGUAUACAUGAAAUAACAGCAGGUGUUUAUAAUUAUGCAGUAUAUAUUAAACAGUUUAAAUAUAUUGAUGAUACUGUCUUACAUAAAUAUGACAAUCGCAACGGAAAAUAAGACAUUGUCAGCUUCAAAAUCACGUGUUGAAAGCGUCGUUCCUGCAGCAAUGAGAUCGUAUGAUAUUGAAGAAAUACAGGAACAAAGUACAAGUGAUUCCUCUUUCAGUGAACAUAUUAAUACAACAGAAACGUAUGUAAGCGAGUUCACUGACAAUGGAGGUUUAUUAAAUGAUACCACGUCAGAGUUUGAUAACAGUACAGAGGAAAGCAAUAAUGAAGUGGAUGAUAUUCAUUCCAGUUUGAAUUUAGCAAUAAUACCAACUGUGGCGGUCUUUCUUUUUAUAGUCAUAACUUGUAUCAAGUGUUGCAAACUGUUUCGACAGUAUACAAGAGGCAGUAGAAAAGACGAUAAUUUCUACGCAGUUAUCGUUAUUGAUGACGACAAAGAAUACGGACAUAUUGAUAUAACUUCAGAUUCAACAUCGACGGCAUGCUACGACACUGUAUCAUCAUAUACUUCUUUUUUUAAACGUAGUGGCAACGAAAGUACAUUAAGCUCUAUAAGAACAUGGCACCAAGACAGCAUCAAAAGCAUGAGUAGUACGACAUCAGCGACUGCAACCACGAAAAAAAAUAUCAAUGGUGAUAUAAAACCAUUAGCCUCCUUGAGUAAAACUAGAACUAAAGUAGAUGAAACAAAUGGAGACCAUAAUGUUAGGAUUUCUUCAACCUCCAGCGCGGAAACUGUCAGUGAGCAGUUGACUGAUUCCCCUGCCAUCAGACGUAAUAAUAGAUUUAGAGUUUCCUUUGUGACAGAAACAAAAGCGUCAGCAUCCGGAUAUAGAACUCCUAACGGCAAUAUGAACCACGAGAAAUUCAAACGCUCUAGCUUGAAAAAGUCACCAACAGCAACAUCAUAUGAAGCAACAUCACAAAGCAGCACAUCGGAAAGAACUUCGAAACAAGCGAAAAUGGUAGAUGUUGGUACACAGACUAACAAAUCAUUCAGGUACAGUUUACGUAAAUCAAAAGCGCAUGUUAGUGAAAGUGAUAUUGACGAAAAACUUAUUUCUAGACAUAGUACGAACUCUUUUGUUUUACAGUCAGAUGAGGUACAACGUAAAAAUAGUGACAGUAAUAUCUUGUGUACAAACAGUGAUAAAAACAAAUUACCACAUGUUAAUCAUUCCAGUGUUUCACUUGAAAAAGAUAUGAAAAGUUUACAUUCAAUAUCAAUUCCCGGGAGCUCAAAAUAUCCAUUCGACACAAAUGUCGAAGUGAUGAAUCCCUGCAAACAAACUAAAGAACCCAAUGAAGAUUUAGAGUUAGAUGACGAUGUGUUUAUAGAAGAAAUGAUAACAGAUUCAACACCACAUUCUUAUAAAAACCAGCAUCUGGAUUUGAGUAUUUCUUCAGAACCUUGUAAUAGUGCAGAGGAAAAGAGUGAUGAAAAUGUAUCUAAAGGAUUCAAAAUUCAACCUGAAAUAUUUUUUUGCAAUCAUUGCAAUACCAGACUAUGUAGAAAUACAGUUGACACUAUCUGUGAUGAAGGAAUUUUACAAGUUUCUGAUAUUAAUCCUGUGAUCCGAAAAAUGUGUCAGAAUUGCACAUUGGUGAAUAUAUACAAGCAAAAAGUGUUCUGCAAAACGGAAAAUGAUACAACAGAUGAAUUACCUAAACAAAAUCGCAGUGAAUUCAUCGAAAUCCACGAAAGACCAUCAAGCACGAUUUCGCUGGAGAGCAGCGGGUAUGCCGAACUAUCUUCCAGUGAAAGUUACUCUAGUUUUUCAUGACAGUUAUCAAUAAUAUGCUCAUUCCACAUAGACAUAGACGAUCUAAUGAAUAAUUUGCCUUAUAUAUAUACACGUGCAUGCCAGUUUAUUACCUGCAUGAUGUUUAUAUUCAAUUUUUAUAUUUGCAGAUUGUAACACUUUUUAUAAUCCGACUCAUUUACACAGUCCCAAAUGGCUGUGCUUGAGAAAGUAAACGAUUUAAUCAACUUAACAUCUUACUCUUCAGAGCAUUUUCCAUUACCAUGAAUACACUUAUCUUAAUUGUUUAGGGUAUUUACAUGAAAUCCCAUAAGGGCUACUUAGGAGUUUUUACAAAUGUGCAUGACACCAUUCUGUCGAGCGCUAAAUACCUGCAAGAAAUCUGAUUACCUAUCAUCUAUUUAAACUGUAUAUUAAAUUCCACAUGCACAUAUGGCGCAAGUACAACUGAUACUUAGCAUUAACCUCUUUUUGAAUAAUAAUGAUGAUGCCUUUGUAGUUAUUAAUUGAGCAGAACAUGUGCCGUCGUUACACUUCAUAUUAUAUCCGAAAGGGACUAACCUACACAUUUUAGGCGAAAAAUAAUUUCUCUCAAAAAUCCAUAAAAGUAAGUACUCUUAAAGUGACUAUAGUGGUACAAACUUAUUGACAUAAGAUUUUGCAAGUUAUUCUUUUAAAUAACCAAAACUAUCGUGCAGAAGUUAAUAAAACCGUUGCAACGAUUUUGAAAUAAUGCAGAAUAUUUACAUUCUUCUUGCAGUUUUAACAACUCUCAAUGUGCUUAUGGAUACCAAUGAUAACUCGGCAACGACCGGUGCACAUAUUAAAAUCCGCUAUAUUUGAUGUCAACUCUCCUGAUUUAACAAGUAACGAUUAAGCACGGCGAUUAUUGAUCUGUCACACGUAUUGCUCAUCUAUUCACACAACCUAAAGAAACGGGUGGAAAUGUAAAAUAAAUGACGUCCAGUUUAUCCGAUUGGAAUUCCCGAACGAUCGUUCCCAAUAUCGUUGAUUUCUUUAAACAAGAUAUGUUCUGUUAAUUGGUAUUGAUCAAGCAUUUAGGCACAAAUCACAAUUUUAUCUGGUACGGACUGUUGAUUAUUCUUUGCAGGGGAGCGGCUUUUCUCAGCUGCUUUAUAUUGAUACAUCAAGGAAAAAAGCGCAUAAUGUAAAGUUUCUAAUAGCUUACAAUCAAGUUUACUUCAAAUGUCCAUAUACAAAUGGUCUCUCGUUUUUUCUUUUAUCCGGAUUUUAUUGAUAUUUAAGAAAUAUACUAUCUGUAUUUGUAAUCAGAUGGAAAGAAGUUUUAAAUCUAACAGAUCUAACGGAAUUAAAUAAAUUUGGUAUAUUAUUCUUAAUGUUAAGCGUCAACUUUCUUAAAUCAAUUUGUUUUAAAGAUCAGUUAUUUUUGUUGUAUUUGCAAUUUAAUUUAGAUAUUAGAAAACGCAGUGAAAUCUCUGACCAAGUAUUAACAUUUUUACUAUGAUACUCUUAAAUCUGUUUAUAGUAGCCAUACUUAAGAUUCAUAACAGUUUAACAAUUCCCUAAGGUGGUUAUAAAAAAAAAAAACAAGGAUAAAUAUCCAACAGGGAAAGUCACGUUCCAAAAACACAGCCUCCCCAAACGUUAACCGAGCACACGGUGAACAUUUAAUACUUUAAACAAAAGUAAAAAGGAACUCGUCUUCAAACAAAUAUAAUUCAUGGCAUGUGAAAAUUAAAACUGGGUUUUAAACUCAAAUAUAGUUUCUGAAAAUUUGCGUUUGAAGUUGGUCCAAACUGCAGUUAUAAUGUUUGAAACCACAGAGCAUUAUUUGCAUCAUACACGUAUCAUGUAACUAUGAAAUCUCAACCUUUAUUUUCUUACACUUGAAAUAUUUCUUCCAUGAACUGUGAUGGAAAUGGAUAAUACUUCUGUGAAUGUACUGUAAGGAAUACUUAAUGAUUUAGUAAGUGCUUAAAAUUCUAACGAUUUAAAUCGUCCUUGUUUCCACUCCCAAAGAGUUAAAAGUCAACUUUUUAAAAAUUAAUCCGCUAAAAUAUUAUGUAUUUGUUAUGUCAGUCAAAGAAACGUUACAACACAUUUUAACGUUAUAAUACGCUUAUAGAAUAAACGAUUAGUAAAGAUUUGUUUAAACUAUAGUCUGUUGGGUCAUUAGGGACAGCUAAAACUUAUUUGUGUCAUUUUUCUUCUAAAAAAGACACAUCAUAGCGUGUACAUUUCAUAAUGGCAUAUGAAUGACUUUUAGGUUGGCGUGGUAAACAGCAUUUCAUAAAAAAUUUAUAUUUACUGGAAAGAAAUGGACGAAAAAAUACAAACUGAAAAAUCAAAUAUGUGAAUGGACCUUUUUUUAACUCUUAACUUUUCAGGAGUAUAUAUGAAAAAUAAAUACACUGGUAGUUACCUUUUAAAUUACUGAAAAUUUGGCUAUUAAAUGCCUCCUGCAAUA